Molecule: messenger RNA, 3058 nt
Organism: Jaculus jaculus (lesser Egyptian jerboa)
Lineage: Eukaryota; Metazoa; Chordata; Mammalia; Rodentia; Dipodidae
Gene: Soat1
Product: sterol O-acyltransferase 1
Exons: 16
Coding region: 134-1786 (550 amino acids)
Biological process (GO): cholesterol metabolic process; cholesterol efflux; cholesterol homeostasis
Cellular component (GO): endoplasmic reticulum membrane
Molecular function (GO): cholesterol binding; fatty-acyl-CoA binding; cholesterol O-acyltransferase activity
Source: RefSeq, a predicted model, not a curated record
GUUACGGGGCUUCGAGCGCGGGCCACGUCUUUCCCUCUGCUUAGUCUCGGUGGGCCGCGCUGGGACGGCCCGCCGGCCUCAGCCCUGCGCCGAGGCCUCCGCAGCUGCCCUCCGGCCGGCCGCAGGCAACUCGAUGGUGAGAGAAGAGAAGAUGUCUGUGCGAAACCGGCUGUCAAAGUCCAGUGAAAAUCAUGAGCAAGAUGAAGACCAGAGAAGUUACACAAAAGAGUUCCAGGAGUCACAUAGAAAUGGUCGAAUUGAUAUGAAACAGUUGAUAGCAAAGAAGAGACUGUUAGCAGCAGAGGCAGAGAUAUUGAAGCCACUUUUCCUGAAGGAAGUUGGUAGUCACUUUGAUGAUUUUGUGACCAAUCUCAUUGAAAAAUCUGCAUCGCUGGACAAUGGUGGGUGUGCUAUCACAACUUUUUCCAUUCUUGAAGAAAUGAAAAGCAGCCAUAGAGCUAAAGAUCUGAGAGCACCUCCGGAACAAGGGAAGAUUUUUAUUGCACGGCGAUCUCUCUUAGACGAGCUGUUUGAAGUGGACCACAUCAGAACGAUUUAUCACAUGUUCAUUGCCCUCCUCAUCAUCUUUAUCCUCAGCACACUUGUAGUAGAUUACAUUGAUGAAGGAAGACUCGUGCUUGAAUUCAAUCUCGUGGCUUAUGCUUUCGGCAAACUUCCUACUGUUAUUUGGACAUGGUGGGGCAUGUUCCUGUCUACACUUGCAAUUCCCUAUUUCCUGUUUCAACAUUGGGCCAAUGGCUACAGCAAGAGUUCUCACCCACUGAUCUAUUCUCUUCCUCAUGGCCUCCUUUUCAUACUCUUCCAGCUUGGAAUUCUAGGUUUUGCACCAACGUAUGUUGUAUUAACAUAUGCACUGCCACCAGCAUCCCGCUUCAUUGUUAUACUUGAGCAGAUUCGUUUGAUAAUGAAGGCCCAUUCCUUUGUCAGAGAGAAUGUGCCACGGGUACUGAAUGCAGCCAAGGAAAAAUCAAGCACGGUUCCAAUACCCACAGUCAACCAGUACUUGUACUUCUUGUUUGCUCCUACCCUUAUCUACCGUGACAGCUAUCCCAGAACUCCUUCUGUAAGAUGGGGUUAUGUUGCUAUGCAAUUUUUACAGGUGUUUGGUUGCCUGUUUUAUGUGUACUACAUCUUUGAAAGGCUCUGUGCCCCGUUAUUUCGGAAUAUCAAACAGGAGCCCUUCAGUGCCCGUGUUCUGGUCCUGUGUGUAUUUAAUUCCAUCUUGCCAGGUGUGCUGAUGCUGUUCCUUUCUUUUUUUGCCUUUUUGCACUGCUGGCUCAAUGCCUUUGCUGAGAUGUUACGCUUUGGAGACAGAAUGUUUUAUAAGGACUGGUGGAAUUCUACAUCAUACUCCAACUACUACAGGACCUGGAAUGUGGUAGUCCAUGACUGGCUCUAUUACUAUGCUUACAAGGACCUCCUCUGGUUUUUCUCGAAGAGGUUCAAAUCUGCCGCCAUGUUGGCUGUGUUUGCUUUGUCAGCUGUAGUGCAUGAAUAUGCCCUGGCUGUCUGCUUGAGCUAUUUCUACCCAGUGCUCUUCGUGCUCUUCAUGUUCUUUGGAAUGGCCUUUAACUUCAUUGUCAAUGAUAGUCGGAAAAGGCCAAUUUGGAACAUUAUGGUAUGGGCUUCCCUUUUCUUGGGCCAUGGAGUCAUUCUGUGCUUCUAUUCUCAAGAGUGGUAUGCACGUCAGCACUGUCCUCUGAAAAAUCCUACAUUUCUGGAUUAUGUCCGGCCUCGUUCCUGGACUUGCCGCUAUGUUUUUUAGAAGUGUGGACUUUGUUCUCUUCCUUGCCUCGGAAGAUUUGAUAUCCCGCCAGAUUUGGAGACAGCUGGUUCCAGUGAGGUUGUCUGUGGUACCUGGAUGACUCUUGCCUUUCCAGAUGGCUCACUCCGUUCCUAGCUCACCUGAAGCUGAGCUGCCAGAAAGUCACUUAGCUGGUUUUUGUUUUGUUUCCUUUGUGGGAGAAGAUUGAGUAAGAGCUGAGGUAAUGGUCAAUUUUGGUUGGGUCACCUCAGCUCCAGCCUUGAUAAUUAUCUUUUUUGUCCUUAAUUCCAUCCAGUCAGAGACUUAAUAUAUUUUCUUGGCCAUUGAAUUAGCCAAAACUUUUAUGAAGAACUCCUUUAAGUACCUCUGGUUUAGAACUUUUUUAUGCACACUAUUGAAAGAUGCUAUUUAAAUAUGCAAUUGGAAAAGAAAGAAAGAAUAUGAAGUAAUUUUGCUGUUUCUGGUAGAAAGCAGAAAAAUAUGUCCUUUCCAAAGAUGAUCUGUUUCUGCACUCUGCUUUGUAUUUUUUGUAGUUGAUAUUUUGUUUCGCUGUGGUGCCGGGGAUGGACCCCAGAGCCUCGUUCUGUGGCGGUGCUCUUCCACUGAGCCACACCCAUCCCCAGCCACUACGUUGUAGUUUCUCAAAAGUUUACUUCUGCUCAAGUUGUUUAUUAACUGCCUUUUACCUUGAAUUCUCGAGUUAUGCCACUAAUAAUAUAUAUUGAGGGAUCAUAAGUAGAAAGAGAAAAAUGAAAACAUUUCCUCUUAGAACUCCAACUCCAUAUGUAAUUUUUAAAAUAUUUUCUGAGCCAGUCAUGUGUUUUUAAUUAUUCUGUCAUAGAAGUUACAUGGAAGAAUAUUUGUCCCGAGGCAGGGUCUUGUAAUGUAGCCUAAGCUGGCCUUGAACUUGCUAUAUAGCCAUGCUGGCCUCGAACAUGUGAUAUUCCUCUUCCAAUCUCCUAGGUGCUAGGGUUCUAGGAAUGUACCACCACACCUGGCUAAAUUGUUUUUUUAACUUUAAGGUUAUAACUGCUUUGAAGCUAUUUAGAAGUAUUCUUGGUGCCAUUAUAAUUUUGUCUAAUAAAUAUUGACUUACUUUGUUAUUUUGCAGACUAGUGAGUCUAUAAUGUAAAUAAAUAUUAAUCACCUCCAUUGAUACUAAUGUGAUCAGUAAGAACCCAGAAGCUGGCUUCUGAAGCAUCUUCUCAAUUGCUGUACUUUUAACAGUAUAUUUAUAAAUGAAAUAAAUUAAUAUGUGGUCAUUUUCAAGGA